Rhinocladiella mackenziei CBS 650.93 is the source of this 1812-nucleotide messenger RNA. RefSeq lists its product as uncharacterized. The record is from RefSeq and is a predicted model, not a curated record. NCBI's taxonomy places the organism in Eukaryota, Fungi, Ascomycota, Eurotiomycetes, Chaetothyriales, Herpotrichiellaceae. The coding region runs from base 1 to 1812 and encodes 603 amino acids. The transcript has 2 exons.
AUGUCUAUCGAUAGCUUCCUUACCAUGUCUCAGCCAACUAUGGCCUUUUCAGGUCCGCGGCCAAACCGACCUCCAUUGCCAGCCGAUUGGGCUCAGUUUCGGGAUGUGAUUGUUGACCUUUAUAUGCGUGAAGACAAGACCUUGCCACAAGUUCGACGUUACAUGGCAUUAACUUACAGUUUCAUCGCUACUGAAAAGAUGUUUAAGGACAGGCUGACCAAAUGGGAGGUCUACAAAAACUACAGCGAGGAAGACGUCAGGCGACUGUUUCAACGAAUCGCCGACGGUGAAGCUACACUGGAGAAUGCCACCAUUCAUGGUCUUCCGGUCAAGUGGCCACGAGUUCGACGUCGUAUUUAUGAGGGAAUGCCUGGGUUACAAUUCAAUCUUAACGAUGGGUCAUGGCUUACCAUCAUAGAGCACGCCCAAAAUCUCUCCAGGAGACAGUCACAGCAACGUUCCAAUGUUGUCAGGAGGCCUCGACAAACUGGAGCGGCACAGAGCAUGCCUCGCAUUCUCUAUACCAGCUCGCAGCUGGAAGCGGGCCGCCGGUUAUUGGUGGAGAUGAAGACAUAUCUCGAUGGACGUCUCUUCGAACCCAUCCGAGUGGAGUAUCGUGGGUACAUCAAUUCAUGGCUCCCGGUGGGCUAUCUGGUGGAUGACGACUUGGAUGCUCCUGUCGACGUUAUGCACCCUGCUGAACUCAAUCAGAAUUUGUCCCGGGGUAUCCGACUUCUUUUAGAUGCACGAGUUGAACCUGGCCGUGCCUUGAUACUUCGAGCAUCCGACGUACUCGAUGAGUUGUUUCAACAUCAACACGGUGCUCUAACCUGCUGUUUGUUGGACGCAUUUACGGGAAGUACCACCCGAUCAUAUCCGUUGACCAAGGGUCGUGUGGGAGAAACCACUAUUGAAGUGGCCACUCGCAUUCUGGGACACUGUCACCCUGUGACGCUCUUAUGCAAAUAUCUCCAUCAGAGCACCAACUCGGAAGCCAAUAGGAGGCUGGUUUUUUAUUUCUGGGGACACUAUUGCAAGCUAUACUCUAACAGCAUGGGUCUGGAACAUCCGAUGGCGAUUUACAUUAACCAGAUAUAUCUCGAGAAGUUGCUUGAUGGCGAGCGCUUCGAAGAUGCUUCUCAACACAUGCGGACCGCAUUGGAUCCAAUUUUCACCGGGCUGUUCUUACGACAGCCACGCAUCGAUAUCAAUGUACCGGCUUCCCUAUGCUAUCUCCGACGUCGAGCUCGAUUGCACCGUUGCUCUGGUCACUCAGACCGAGCAUUGCAAACCUUGAAGAUCUCCAAACGGGUUAUGAUUGACGCCAUGCAAAAAAUGCAGGCCGGCGUGGCUGGCAAUCCGAUUCUCGAGGAAGUCUUUCGUACCUUUGACGAAAUUGCGAUAUACUAUGACUCCCUCAGGACUGUCAAUAGUCGGGCUCGUGCUCUAGAGGUCCACGCGUUUGCUCUGCAGGUGUGCAUUUUCGUCCGAGGUGAGACUGAUGGCAAGACGUACAGUAUGGUCUCAUCCUUGGAACGACGGUAUUCGGACAUUGGUGAUCCUGUACGUGCCAAUGCUUUGAGAUUGAGAUUCCCAGAAGUGUUCUGGGAAGGAGAAGGAGCAGUCGACAUUGUGCGCAGUACAAGACAUUUGUUGCCAUGUUCGUUUUGCGGAAAUGGAUCAGAUACACAGAUAUUUUGUGAUCGGCACAAUACCUCGAAUGUGGUCACAGAGAUCGAGGGGAAGCAGAUGGUGGUCAUUUUGGAUCAGAUUCGAGCCUUAUUCAUGGAGAAUGACCAAGGACGUUUGUAA